GAAGCACUCGUCAGGAGACCUCCACUCGCGCCUCAAAACCAGGAAGAUCCUCGGCGUCGGAGAAACGGACAAUGGAGAUAUUCACAGGUCGAAGAUCUCACAGGUGUUGGGCCACAAUGAGCACCUCUACGUCAAGCUCCCCAAGGGCUUCUGGAGCGCUCACGUGAUCAUGGGCGCGGGCGUAACCAUGGAGGCCGUUCUGCUCCUUCUCGCGCCCUCCAUCGCCUCGUCUUUGGGCGUGACGCCGCAUCUGGAUGAGGACGCCACGCCCGCCGCUCGGGUCGCUGGCGCCGCCUUGGCCGGUCUGUGUGUGUUCGUCUGGUCACUCUUGGGAACCUCAGACAAGCACUACGCUCGGACGAUGCUACUGUCCAUGAUAACCUACCACGUCCUCGCUGUCUGCGUAGCUGGUGCCGCCGCCUUCACCGAGGACGACGCGGACGCCGUGGAUGAGUACCGCCUGGCAAUGGUCGUGGCCCUCCGAGCAGCUAUGUGUCUCCUUUGCUUAGCCUACUUCUACUCCAUCGCUGGUUACACCCCUAUACGUGGACAGAAACCAUCUGGCUUCCCGCAGUCCAGCUGUAGCCGUAAAGAAAAUUGAGGAAAGAUGGCCCAGUGGGUGUAUGGAGAUGAGGGCCUUGGUUGGUGGGGUUGAAAAAGUAAUAGGUAUUUCAACCUACAUAGUGAAGGGAGGGUCCAAGGUGGUCUUGGAAAUUCAUAGAAAAAAUAAAUACAGUAUCUGGAUUUUUUUUUUCGUUUUCUGUUUUUUGAGGUAACAGAGAAUAUAAAUUUUCCAGAUUAUUUUUGCUUUUAUAAAAUUUUAUGAAAGAAGUUUGGGGGAUGUUUGCAAGCACUUUUUUAUGCCCUUUUUUUAAGUUCUCAAGGAAUAAAAUUCAAUUUUUGAUGGGGGUGAAAGUUAUUUUACAAGAUCUCAUAUUCAUUAUGACUUACAUGUCCAAUAUAACCAAGAGAUAUAUACCCCAUAAAGAAUCAUGUGUUUGACAGCUAACACAAAAAUUUGCCAAUGAAUGGCAAUUCCUAUAUAGAAGAAGCAAAGCCAGUAUAGAUUUUUCUUUUGAAAUGCUAUGUGUAUAUAUUUUUCAUAGAGAGGCUUUAUUGUAAUUUGACAGUCAUAAAAAUGUCACAUCCAUAAAAGAGCAACAGAAGUAUGCCAGAUGUGGCACAGCUCACAGAAAUCUGCAUUUGUGCUUGCAUAAAUAACAGCUUUUUAACAGCUCCCACACUACAGAUGCCAUGAUAAUGCAUCAUUUGCUUAUCGCAGAAUAUAAAGUGAGAUAUGAAGUAGUUCUGAUAUAUGGUAACUGUGUAGUAAUGAUUUAUGCAAAUGCUAGGAUGGCCAUACGAACCAUACAGCUACAAGGGCAAGAAAUGUGCAAAGAUAAAUUGCUUUUUUUCUCCUUUUUUUCCAGCAAAAAGAUGAUUAAUCAGAUGGUUGUCACUAAUUUCUUUCAGACAAAGUCAUCAUAACAUAAAUAAUCUGAUAUAGAUCAUCAUUCCUCAAAAAGAAGUCAUUUCAUUUUAUGUAUAGUUCAUGGAAAGUCCUUAAGUGUUUUGAUAGAUGUAAUUGUAAGGAAUGACUUUCAGUAGAUGAUUCAUUGUCUUAAUUGUUGCUGUAUUUUACCAAAACAGUCAUACAAGACAGACUUUGACUAUAUCUAUGUGUAACUUAUUGAAUGGUUGUCUUGAGUGUUGCCAUCAGGGUGGUAGGUUAAAAGAAGCACUAUCUUGCUGUUGUUGUGGUCAUAGUGUUAUUAAAGUAAUCUGCACAGUGUUUCUGUGGAAAAGUAGCUCAUAUCUGUAUAUCUGUUAAAUGUGAGGCCUCAUUGGUUUGCUUUGUGUGUUCAAAAUUCCUAUCUGAUUAUAAAAGAAGAAAUGACAAAUACAUAUUUCCUUGAUUUUUUUUUUCUUUUCUUUUUGACUUCAGUGAAUUAAACGAUCGUACUGAUUUUUUAUGACCUUGAGAGUAUAUUUUAAAAUAGUUUAAUAUUAGUCUUUAUAACUCCUAUAUAUAGUUGGCUCAUAUUUGCUGCCCUAUCAGAAAUCUAGCAUUUUAUAUGUUAGGUAGAUUUAUAUACUGUCACUAAAAGUAUGAAAAUACAAUGAAAAAAGUACCAUGACUGUGUGAUGUACUCUGACCAAUUAUUGAAUUUACAGUAUUUCUGAGAAAGAUGGAAAUGGAAGGAAUUAUAUGAUGAAUAUUUUUGGUAUAUUAAAAUUGUUAUAACAAGUAGGUAAUAUGUUUUUGAAUAUGUUGCUUUUGGAUACAAAAAAAAAAGAUUCUGUUGAUAUUUUCAUGUACUCUUAAUAAUCUACUGUUUAUUUUACA
Messenger RNA from Penaeus monodon (black tiger shrimp), 2347 nucleotides. Its product is annotated as tumor protein p53-inducible protein 11-like. The record is from RefSeq and is a predicted model, not a curated record. NCBI's taxonomy places the organism in Eukaryota, Metazoa, Arthropoda, Malacostraca, Decapoda, Penaeidae.